Molecule: messenger RNA, 1956 nt
Organism: Aplosporella prunicola CBS 121167
Lineage: Eukaryota; Fungi; Ascomycota; Dothideomycetes; Botryosphaeriales; Aplosporellaceae
Exons: 2
Coding region: 1-1956 (651 amino acids)
Biological process (GO): chromosome segregation; establishment of mitotic spindle orientation; mitotic centrosome separation
Cellular component (GO): kinesin complex; centrosome; kinetochore
Molecular function (GO): microtubule binding
Source: RefSeq, a predicted model, not a curated record
AUGCCAUCAGCCGCCGAACCCCCCUCGUCCCCCACCGCGGGCGGCUCUCUCGAGGAAGACCUCGCCUACUACAAAGCCCAGUAUGAGCAGCUCGAAGUCGAGCUGCAGGAGUUCCAGGCCUCCAGCCGCGAGCUCGAGGCCGAGCUCGAGCGGGACAUCGAAGCGUCCGAGAAGCGCGAACGAGGCUUGAAGGAGAAGGUCGAAGGCUUGGGCUUUGAGGUCGAGGAGUGGAAGGCCAAAUACAAGCAAUCCAAAACCGAAGCCAACGGCGCUCAAAACGCGCUUCAGCGGGAGAUCACGACUCUCCGCGACCAGAACCGGACACUACAGCUCACACUGCGGGACAUUGAAGUCGCAAACGACGAGCACGAGCGUCAAGCUCGCUAUCACACCUCAUCAUUGGAAGACCUCGAGCAAAAGUACAACGUCACGAUAGAGCGUGGCGUCAUGCUCGAGGAAGAAAUCAAGGCGGGUGAGCAGGAGCGUGAGGAUCUCCGGAUAGAGAACCAGCGCCUGCGUGAUGAGCUGUCUGACAUCUCCAUCGAAACCGACAUCAUCAAGGAGAAGCUUCGUCUUGCUGAGGACACCGUCACUCGUUUCCGUGACCAGAAAGCUCGUGCGUUCACAUCGGGCGAAAGGCCGCGCUCACCCGUUUCAGAGACGUCAACGUCCGCCACCACCGUUUCAUCGCCCACCAUGUCGACACCGCCCCCCAUCAAGGAAAAGCGGACCAGCGUGCCUACCCCGCCUUCGCCGCCGCCUUCCGAGUAUCCCGAGCACACCAAGGAAAGAAUCACUCCGAUUCAACGCAAGCGCUCGGUUGCCGUCCAUGAUAACACGACGCCUCGUGCAGUCAACUACCCCAGCGGUGCUAGACACUCACGCGCUCCGUCGAUCCCGUGGAGCUCGUCGACCGCCAGCGGCCGCCAGACACCCGCGAAUCGCACCACCAGGAAGGGCUUGCACUCUAACCGCUCCAGCGCCGAUGGCUUGCCACGCUCGAGCUCGUUGUACCAGAUCCGGGGCCUCAUUGGCAAGAUGCAGAAACUCGAAGCACGCGUGCACAGUGCGCGGAGCAAGCUUCCCGGCCCGACGACCACGCCGCCGCGGGCGAGUCCCCGCAACAACAGCGCUAAUGGUCAGCACCCACUUCCCAUCGGCCACACUCUCCGCAAGCGCACCAGCAACAGCACGACCAGCUCUGUCAGUAACAGUGGCCAAGAGACCGCCCCGCCCGUUAGCAAGCUCUCGUUCGGAACUCCCACCAACACCAAGAGCGCCAACGGCACCAGCCUCGGGCCGUUUAUCGCCAGCAGCACCGUUAGCGGCAGCAGCCGGCCGAGCAGCAGGAACAGCGGCAGUGAUCGAUCGGCCGUUGGACGGCCGACUAGCCGCACCAGCCACACCUCGAGCAACAUCACAGGCGGCCGUACGACACCGAUCGGCCACUACUCGACAUCCUCGACAACAGAGGCCCGGAGACCGCGUUCAAGCGUCAGCAGGGCUGCGCGUGAUCCUUGGGGUGACCGGUAUGGUGGCCGCGCUACGCUGUCAGUGAACCACAACCACAGCCAAUCGGUUUCAGACCAGCGGUAUGGACGGGCACGUGCGCUCAGUCGGCGUGAGCUUGAUGACGACGACGACGAUGACGAUGAGGAUGACCGCCGCCGCCGCCCUAGCCGCACCAACCGCCUUGUGACGCCGGUCAAGCGGGCCGACUUCAGCAAGAGCGUUGGGGCCGCCUCGACCGGCAUCCCGAAAUUCUCACCUGGCUCCGGCAUCCCAGCUCCUAGCGGCUUACCUGCUCCUCGCGGCUUACCUGUGCCCAGCUCCUUGCCGCGGACAAGCAUUGGCAGGAGGAAGACCGUGACGGAGAGAGACUCGCCAUCAGAGCCGCCGCGCACGCGUACCAUCGGAAGACAGAGAGGAUACAGCGAAGUGGGCGAGACGUGGUAG